GGUAACAUUGUUUUACAGUUAAAUGCAAUGUUUCAGUAAAGAGACCCUUGUCACUGUUUGUAUGAUAUUGCUUGUAGAGAAACAGAUAUGGAUACAGUGAGUAUGAAUAUAAAUAGGAUCCAUAUCAAAAUUAAUAUUCUCACUUCAAGAAAAAUGUCAAAACGCCUCAAUAAAUGUCAACAUGUAAAGAGAAAUGGUUUGCACUUCUUUUAGUGUGCCUGUGCAAUCGUGCUGCUGUGGCCUGUUUUAGCCCUCGCCCAAAGGAACAGGUGCAGAUUAUCUCGUCAUAAGCUUUGCCAGAUCCUUUUCAGCAGCCCACCAUUGCUACACCCACAUGGAAAACCCAGGAGGAGAGGCUAAUUUAAGAUGCAACAGCAAUGGAAACGCACACGGUAUGAAACCAGGGAGAGCCAAGAUCAAAAAGCCAAUGAAAGAUACAGGCUCAUCUACAAAAAAGAUGUAAAAGCAAAGGAAAUUCACCAUAUCAGCCCCCAGAGAUGAGAGUCCGGACAGCUAAUCUCGACCUACUACUGACGGCCAAUGGAUCAUCCAAUGACAGUCACUAGAAUCCAUAAAGGGAGCUAAAAGAAGAUUUAAUGCAAGCGGCUCAAGAACGACUGGCAGAUAUGAGAGUGGUACUGGUGUGUGCCCUGCUCUCCCUAUUCUCGUUGUCACAUGCCUGUCCAAAGGAGUGUAACUGCAACAGCAACACCAAGGUGGUAGACUGCCGAGGUCGAGGCCUGUAUGACAUCCCCCGACGACUGCAUCCAGACACCCAAGAACUGUAUCUCCAAGAUAAUCGUAUCAGGGGCCUGGGAUCAAUGGCUUUCCGAGAAAUACCGCUUGUCCGCAUUCUCGAUCUAUCGAAUAACUCCAUAACAUCCGUUUCACCGACUGCCCUGCUUGGUCUCAGAACUCUACAGCGUCUCAACCUGGCCUACAACAGCCUGAGAGAGCUUGACAAGCGGUUGCUUGGGCCUAUCCGCUCGCUUUCACACCUUGACCUCUCACACAACAGCCUGUGGGGUUUGCCAGGAGCUAUAGGUGAUAGUUUGAGGAACCUAAGCCACCUGGGGCUAGCACACAACCGGCUAACCCGAUUGGACCGCUCCAUGUUGGAGGCCCUGACCCAUCUGGACAGCCUCACACUACGAAGUAACUCCUGGAGGUGUGACUGUCAGAUCAUGGGCCUCAAACUCUGGCUGGAGACCUACCUCUUUAAAGGUGGAGUGGUGGAUGAGGUGCUUUGCUCCCAGCCAGAAGAAAUGAAGGAAAAAGACCUGCAGAAAGUACCUUACCAGCUCUUCCACACCUGCAUGACCACAAGCUACCAUUACCUGUUUGCUAACAUACACCACUUGGAGAAUGAGAGGCUACUGCGUGGCCACACCCAUGGUAACCAUGCUCAUCCCUCGAGCCACGCUAUCCAUGUCCCCAUGGCAAUGGGGGAGGGUUUCGGUGGUGGAGGAGGAGGAGUAGGAGGAGGAGUAGGAGGAGGAGGAGGAGGAGGGGGUUUGCCAGAGUGUGAACCUAAGCAGAAGCACAGGCCUGUCAACUUGCGCCAUGCAAUUGCCACAGUAAUCAUCACUGGCGUCGUGUGUGGGAUUGUGUUUCUCAUGAUGCUGGUUGCAGCAGUGUACGGCUGCACUUAUGCCGCUAUCAUGGCUAAAUAUCAGCGGGAUCUUAAGAAGAACGAGGAGUUGGCAGCAACACAGAGGGCGGAUCACGCCACUGCAGAUGGGAAGGAACCGCUGGAGAAUGCUAUCGCCUAAGAGAUGAUAACAUGAACACUGGACCUAAAACCUGGGCCUCAACCCUUUAACCUAAUCUGCUAUGGAUGCCAUGUGUGUGUUAUUGCAUGUGUGAGAAAAAAGAAGAGAGUGUGGUUCUUUAUGUAUGUGCAUAUGCUCCUUUCUGAGACUUGGGUAGCUAAACUCCACAACUAUUUGACUAUGCACUGAUGAGAAGAGUACCUUCUACUGUAUGCGGGUUCGUGGGGCAGGCCAAAGAAUAAAAAAGGAAUCAAUUCCAUUUUUUUGAAAAAUGCAUAUCACAGAUAAGAACAAAUUGCUAUAUAUUUAUAUUUGUGUACUUGUAGGUAUGCUAGUAAAGCUCUCGUAUUAAAAAAUGGAUUUCAGAAUUAGUUUCCUUUUGGUUGUUGUUUAUAAUUGUGAGUCUGAUUUUGAGAUAACUCAUCGUAGGCAGCUGCUGUCAUUUAAGUAAAGUUGUUAAUAUCAUUGAUGUGAGAGUAUGAGAACAAAAAUGAGUGUUUGUGUAAGUAUUUAAUUUGUUCAUGUGUGUGUGUGUGGAGAUGUAUACUGUAUACAGAAAAUGUAUAAAGAAUUUAAGAGUCCGUGCCUAAUAGCGUGAUAUAGUUUUGAGAAGGAUAUGUGUUUUCUUAAAGGAUAUUUUUCUGACAACUAAAGUGAAAUUUAUUGAAGCAAUAAUGAAACCAACAAAAACAGCAACAAAACCUGGUCUCAGCCUUGUUGUUGUCUGAUAACUUUAAAGCUUUAUGAGUUUGAAUUAUCAUCCUUCUGCCCACGCCUACAUACAAAGACGUUUAGAUCUUCAGUUGUUAACGGUAGUCAUGUCAUUCAAAUUGAAAAUAAAGGGAGGUAUUUUACCUGAUUACUAUAUGUCUACUGGCAACUAAUUUAAAAAGGCAUGAACAAUUACUUGGAGAACGUAUUUUAAACCCUAAUCAGCAAACACAGAUUUCUUCAUUUGCUCUGUAUAUUUUUACAUGCUAAAAUAAUAACUUUUAUUUUUCUUCAGAUGCCAUUAAUUACUUAACUAAUAAUGGUUUUGGGAUGACUCAAUUUGCAUUUUGCUCAGAUGUUUGUAUUUUACAGUAUUAUAUAAAAAAUAAACAAGUAAUCUUGAAAUUAGCAGACAUUGCAUACA
Molecule: messenger RNA, 2907 nt
Organism: Pseudoliparis swirei
Lineage: Eukaryota; Metazoa; Chordata; Actinopteri; Perciformes; Liparidae
Gene: lrtm1
Product: leucine-rich repeat and transmembrane domain-containing protein 1
Exons: 5
Coding region: 597-1772 (391 amino acids)
Molecular function (GO): protein binding
Source: RefSeq, a predicted model, not a curated record